AUGCAGCCAACUUUCCGCAGAAUGGCGGGCCACAACCACGGCAUGAUCCACGCGGAUCCCGCCAUUAUCAAAUGGGCCAACAUGACCACCAACCGCCACAAGUACUUCCGCUGGACGAAGCGAACAGCUUGGCUCUCGUUCGCCUACGUUAUGCUGGUGCCGGCUAUGCUGGGUACGGCUGGAUACAUGACCGAGGGCAAGUGGGAGAUGCGCGGCAAGCGGAGGGGCGACCUCAUCUCCGAGUUCUAG
This is a messenger RNA of Alternaria postmessia, 249 nucleotides long. RefSeq lists its product as uncharacterized. The record is from RefSeq and is a predicted model, not a curated record. Lineage: Eukaryota; Fungi; Ascomycota; Dothideomycetes; Pleosporales; Pleosporaceae. The transcript is spliced from 4 exons. Bases 1 to 249 code for a protein of 82 amino acids.